UCGUUCGCUCCCAUCCAGUUGUUAUUCAGCUUUCGUUCGGUCGGGACGUUUUCGGAAACGGGUUUUCCGUGAGUGAGCGAUUUUUUUCUUCUGUUACCCGUUUUGCUGUACGGUUCUUCUUGUUCUUGCUGCUGGUGUGGUCGUCAUCGGUUACUACCAGCCGAAAAGAGAAAAGCGAACAUCGGGAAGAGAACCAUUCAUCAGUUUAGUGGAAAAGCAAAGGGAACGAACAAGGAUCGAGAGGGUAUUUUGUGCAAUCUCCUCCGGUUCCAGCAAGCAGUCCCUGUGUAUUAUGUGCAAAGGUUUUUAUAUUAUUAUUUUUUUUUGCGCUGUGCCUGAUAUAACAAAAGGAUUAAUGAAUUUCGCUCCGAGAACAGAGUCGUGAAUUCCGAUAACCAUUAAUCUCGUGUGCGGAGAAACCAAGGUGGAACAACGUCGACGGGCCCAUGGUAACCGUUGAAAGUGGGCGAAUUCUUGUGGGAUACGUUCAUGUGUGUUUGAGAGUGAUUGUAGUUUUCGGCCGUGAAAAUAAAACGCCAAGUUUACUUUCCCGCAAAAAAAAAAGUGUUUACCGUAAAAAUGUGUGAGAAAUCCUAAAGUGAAGCAGAGCUGUGGAGAGUUUUGAAAUUCUAUCGGAUAAGCAACAAAUCGGAUUUCGGUUGCGCUGAACGGGCACCAAUACAAGGAGGAUAAAUGAAAGGUUCACAAUGAGGAAAAAACUUGCAACCGCCUCCUCUGAUGAUGUAUUUUUGGAACGCGCAGUAACUCAGUCACCGCCGCCGGGGGGUCGACGCAAUUGUUGAUUGAAAUGAAGCUGGUGCAGGAAGAAGGAAGAAGAUUUUAGGAAAUUGAGAAGGCAGUGAGACCCGCGGAAUAAUCAAGUGAGUGUCCAAAUCUCGGCUCGUGAGUCGUAAAAAUUGCCGAGUUACCGAGAGUGGUGAUAUAAAUCAAAUCGACCCAAGUAAAAAGGAUAACAAGGAAAAUCGCAAAGCGAGGUGAAUCGGUAAGAAGGGAAAAAAACACACCAAAAGAGGAUAUAAAAUUGAUAUUUAUUACCAGCGUCCAUCGCAGUUGUGAACGGCGAGGGAAUCGAGUCCAGAAUAAGAGGAAGAAAUCUGCACUGCUGAAGUGGUGGGUACUUGAGAAGGAAGAGAGUGAGAAAUAUAAAGUACACGCAUAUAUACAUAUCCGCACAUAUACAGUCGAGUCCUGUUGGAUGCGGGCAGAGGUAGGAAGUGAGUGGUGAGGAAGCGAGCAAAAGUGGGAAAAGAGUAAAUCUGUCCAGUGUUUAGUGAAGUGACGAAGUGUUUCGAUAAAAUAUAUGUAUUUUGCCCGACGACUAGUGGCAAGACAAGUGGUUUCUGGUUGGGGGAAAAGAAGUGUCCCAGUAUGAUUGGAUACAGUUGCGCUGCAGACAUCGAUCGCAAUUUAGAAACCAGUAGCAGCAGCAGCACCAGCAGUAAUAGUGACGUGUGCCGUGCCAAGGCAUGUUGGGGCCCACCGCCAAUGGUCGUUUAAUGGGACCCGGCAUCGGUUCGUCCGGAUCGGCAGUGUCACACCAUCGGAACCUAUGGCCGAAUACCGCCAGCAGCAGCCGUUCGUUCGAGUUUCAGUCCAGCAAUGGCGAAGUGACAGAAUCGCUGUUUGCAGCAGGCGGGUAUAAUACACCCCCGGCUAGCUCGCCCUUUUUGUCCUGUUCCCCGCUGGAACUGGUCGCGAAGAACUUUCACAGUACCGGCGCAGCCGUCACCUUCAGUCAAGCCAAUAGCAGCAUAUUCGUACAGUCGCAAACGGACUUUAUCAAUGGAACCACGGCGGUUGCCAAAAAGACGGAGACCUGCAUUGGCAGGUGGGAGCACGGCACUCUAGAGCCGCUGCAGAUACAAGUACCUCCCGUACCAUCCGUAACUAAUUUAACCAUAAAGACCGAAAAUAUUAGUUCCGGCAGUCAGAUUACUUACAAUAGCAAUAAUCUUAAUAAUAAUAACAAUACUAGCAAUAAAUCAGACGGAUUAGAUCAGCGCCGUCAUUAUUAUCAACAACAACAACACUACGUUCAGCGUCAACAACAACAGCAACAGCAACUACCAGUACAAAAUAACCAACAUCAAAGACAACAAUCACUUAUAACUAGUAAUUCUGCUCGUACCACGCUUUUGCGACUGUCGGAACAUCGAACGGCCUCAGACAACGACGGAUCGAGCACGCUUGACCUGGUGGUAACGCCGACGACAAGUACGAAGACGGUCACCACAGCAACGGUAGCACCGUCCUGUCUGUCAUCGCCAUCGUUCGCACUGUGCACCAUCAAUCAACAACAACAACAGCAGCAGCAGCCGCAACCACAACAACGCACCGUGCAGCGUUCAUCCGAUUGCAGUGUCAUUGUAACGGCGCGUAACAACCGACAGCAUCAACACUACCAACAACCACCGCCGCUACCGCAGAGUACCGGCGGAACCUGGAGUUCAUCGACGAUCGAGCCGACCAGAAACUCCCUCGACACGGCAUGCUCGGUUAUUCACAUUAAACGUGAACCGUGCCAAGUGUCCGAAGUAACCACAUCGAACAACUACGAGGCUAGCACGACGACGGCGCUGACGGCCGUUGUCAAAAUCGAAGCCCCCUCACCGAAGGUCGCUCCGUGCUUGUCCAAUUCCGGAAACGCCAUGGACCACAUCGGAAUUACCAGCACCCAGAACAAUGCCGCGGCUACGAUUCCGGUCGGCAUAGCCGUCGCUCGCCAGCGGUUACAGGAAUCGACGAACGCCUGCGGACCGGGCUCGCAGCUCCAUCAUCAAGCCAAAGAACUAAACCGGUUCGGAAUAGCAGCUACCGGAUCUACCGCUGAUUUAGGUUGCAACACGCCGAGCCUGAGCCAGAACAUGUUUUUCACAGGCAGCAACUCCAUGAUACCCCUCUCGUCGGAGGCGGUCACGAUGGGCGUGACCAACGCUGCGGCAGCCGCCGCCGCUGCCGCCGUCCAGAAUGCCGUUAGGACACCGCCCGCCCUCUGGCAGUAUCCCGCCCCUCUUCCGAUGGAAUCGAUGCUACCGAUGCCGCCAAUGCCUCCCGUUGGAUUCCAGCUGAUCCGGGAUCCCAGCACCGGACAAAUUUUGUUCCUUCCAACGACGACGACGAUAGAUAAAGUCUACAUUUCUUGUAUAGAACCAUUCCCACAGACGGUGGUAUGGCCAUCGUACCCUCAGUCGACGGCUGCCAUGCAGCCGCCGCACCUAUUGCUCCCACAAAUGUCGCAGCAGCAACUGCAGCCUCCACCGCUGGCACCACUGCAGAUGCUCAGCUCCGACUAUCUGGCAACCGCCAGCAGUACAACUCUGCAUCAGCAACAGCACACUCAAACUCAUCACAGUACAAGAUACGUUGCCCUAACUUCCGAUAACAACAAGCGAUCAAACAGCAACAAAUCUACGUCUAGCGGCGUCCCAACGUCAUGCCACCCGAGCAUACCGAUGCCAAUACCUUCGCAUACCUUUAUCAAAAUCGAAGACUGUAGCGGCACGGCCGCUUCCAUGUGCAACAACUCCACCCAACUCUACCAAGAACAGGAGAAAACCAUUCAAACCGCAACGAUCGCGACCUCUCCAGACAUAGCCCCUCAGUUGCUGUUCCAGCAGGGCAAUCUCAUCCAGAUCACUCCCUCCGCCAAGAAUACAGCCAGCUUACUGGAGCCACCUGCAAUCAUGCCGGCCAUAACUACAGCGUCCGCCAACCCAAUUACUCCUCCUCCGUCUACCGUGUCAGCUUCGUUAGCUCCAAGUCCCCAUCAGCCGGAGCUUCCAGCCGCCACCUGCUUAACCCCUCCUCCAGACCAGUCCAUUUGUCACAGUGAAGACGUCGAGGCGCCUCCUGCUCCCGAAGUUCAAGACGCAAACAUCCAAACCGAUACUCCCAUCAUGAGCGAAGACGACAACACCGUUGGCACCGACGAUGGUCCUCACCAGCAGUAUGCCUCUAAUCUUACCCUGCCGACGAAUUCAUCGGAAGAACCUCACUUUCCCCAUAUGUUCUCGUCACAACCAUCCAUCGUACCAACUCAGUUGCACCAGUCGUCCGAAAUGUUGUGCCAUAGUAUCAUCAACAAUAGCGGCGAUUCCGCCAUUGAACCGGACAUGUCCACCCAUUCGUCGUCCGGAACUAGCCUAAAUCUUAGCAAUACCAGUAGUACAAACUGUGAUCAUACGGAUGGAAUGGAAGGCGAAGACAACGCCAUACCUUCCACAGCGUCCGCUGUACCACCCGAAACCACUCAACCACUCACCGUGAGUGCCAACUAUGGCCUACGGAUACCGAAACUUGAGAUGCUCUCCCCUGUCGAGAACCCAGUUCCCCACGAACCGGAAGAAUACCACCCAGCGGAACCCAGCCAGCAAGAACACCCCGUGGAUCUCAGUGGACUCGAACUACUCUCCCGCAGCAUAGAGGUCUUCCAGAAAAAAGCUUCCAUGAUCAAAAAAGAACCAAUCUCUCCCCAACUCCCUCCAGAACCUCCUCAACUUCUUCCACUUCCGCCCCUAAUCCCCUGCGAGCCUACCCUCCAUCGACCGGCCAUUCCGGAAAUCAAUCCACCCCAUCGACCAUCCACCCCACAACCCGCCGUUGCAACGCACUCCUCAGUCACGGAUGCUUUCAUCCGCAACGAUGAACCCAUGGUCGGGCUGAACCUGCUCUGCGCUCUAGCCGAGCAACGCUUCCAAGAGGAAGGCAUGUUCAAAAAGGACUCACCCGCUAUCAACUUCUCCCCAUCUAUGUCGCCGGCAGAGGAUAAGCUCGACCAAUCAGCCGAGUCCUCGUCGCCUCCACAGACCAUGCCACCGCAGGCAACAAGCCCGGAGAUUCCGUCGCGGAAACGUAAGCACAAACAUUCCAAAGAUUCUCGGAAAUCCAGCAAAAAGUCCAAGCACGACAAAGAACAACGAAGGGAACGCAAACGGAAGCAUAGCUCCGAUGCGAACGAAGAUGACGAAUUCGGCGGCGAGCUGAAGCAGAGUUUCACUCGAAUCAAGGCCAAGCUGGAGAAGUGCGGCUGUAUCGAUGCAGAUGAACAGGAUCAUCAGUGCCGCAGCAAAACCACUUGGCCAUCGACAGCCAACGAGCUGUUCAGUGUAAUUGAAUCCGACAUGAAGGAGAGGCUAGUGCACAUUACGAGACAGUGCGAGGAGAAAAAACGAGAACUGGAGCAGAUGAGUACGACUUCGGUAGCAAAGGUCAAACCACUGACGGCUAUGGUUCGGAUACCGGACAUUGGCAAAUCGUAUUUUGGAGGGUUCAGCUCCAGUUGCAGUGGGCUGUUGAAUGGAACUUCUACUAGUGGAACCAUCAGCAAUGUUGCCCAACCGCCAACCUUGUUGGCCCCAAAAUUAAGUACAAUUCCGGCCUUGUCUCCGAAUUUCUCAUCUUCAUCUAACUCGACGACAUUCAUUGAGUUGCCAAAACUCAGUUCGGACACCGAUUCCAGCAAGCAGGAAGACGUGGAUUCCAAUUCCAUCGAGAGGCUAUCCAUCUCCAAGCGCAAAGGAGGUAUACCCAAGAAGCAUGACGACAUCGCUCUGACGGAGACAAUCGUUGCGAAGAAACCCAAAAGUUUAGUCGGAUACAUUCUGGCAUCGAAGAACCGCAUGGGAGACAGCACUGUGAAAGAAUCUGAUCAUCAUAAAUCAUCCCAUCAUCAUCAUCACCAUCACCAUCACAAUCAUCGUCAACAGCCCGGAAGCAAUGUGGCAGCGAGCAGUAAGCAACAACCGGGUGAAGUCAAACAGAAGAAAUCACCGAUCCAUUCGUCCAAGUUUGAAAGCACGGCAAGCGAUGACACGAGCAAUCUGUCCGAUAGCUCAACAAAAGUGCAGAUCAAGAUCAAGUCGCCUGCCUUCAGCUUCGAGGACGAAAAUAGUAAGCCAUCAGAUGCUGCCUUCUCCAUCUUCGGAGGCAAACCGCCGAUCUUCGAUAAAGUGAAGACGUCACCAAUCAGCAGCACUACAAUAAGCACGCUGAAGAUGUCUCCGGUUCAGGCUGUUGUGGCACCUAUGAAGCAUCACCAUUCGAAGCAUAAGAAAUCUCGCAGUAAGGAACGCAAGCGACGCAGUUCCGAGAAAAAGCGAAUCGAUCUGAAGUGUUUGCUGACGAGCGAUUACCUGAACCAGAACAAGACCCGGGUGUUGACCGCCAUGGGAGGUCUGUUCUACGCGGGAUGCUUGAGUGCUGUUCAGCCACCGGAUAUCUACGCCGUCACGCUGGACGGGGAGCGAGGAAACCGGCCGCACAUCAUGUCCCGGGAAGAAGUGCUGCGCGACGCGGUUAGUUGUGAUUUAAUUCUUGAAGUUGCACCGAAGUCAGUGGAGGAGAUCAUUCCGGGAACUCGACUCUGUGCGUACUGGAGUCAGCAGUACCGGUGCCUAUAUCCAGGAGUGGCUGCGGAACCGACGUCUCCCGAUCCGGAAAAGCGGUACAUCAACGUAGAGUUCGACGAUGGCGAUAGCGGAAGGAUCGCUCUCGAGGACAUCCGUUUUCUGCUGAGUGACUAUCCGAUAGUCGAAUACGAUCCAAAUCCUCUUCUAUCGCUAGGCAAGAGAAAACGCCAGCCAAGUGUUUCGGAAGUGGGUACCACGUGUACGACCACGGCCGGAAUGACAACGGCUAGUGUUCCGUUGGCCGCCACCACCAGUAGUACAACGACGAUCACUACGACCAACUGUUUCGCAAUGGUCAGUGAUCGAACAGACAAACGGGUUCACGAUGAAGCGUACCGAGAGGAACGCCGACGGUUGAAGAAGAUCCGCAAGGAUAAACUUCGCCGACUGGCAGCGAACAAUGCGGAGCUGUCGUCGCACAAGCACAAGAAGAAGUCCAAGUGCAACGACGAAUACUGCAAGCACCGGAAGCACAAGAAGCGAAGAAAGCACAAGAAGCAUCACCGGGAACACGAUGUUCCCUCUUCGCCGGAUCCGGCUGCAGCCGGUUCGAUGGAUGAUGACAUAUCGCAAGGGGACAGUGCAUCACAGGCAGCGGGACCGUUAAGCCCGGCGUCGGUGGUGGAUGUUUCCAUUCCGGAGGACAAGCCCGACGAGAAGGAGGUGUUCAAUCCCAGUUUGAAGGAAGAUACGUUGACCGAGAACGAGGAAGCAAGUUCAUCGAUAACCGAAAGCUCCGGAUCGUACUAUCAACCGAAGAAGUCAUCGACGGAGAAGAGGCAAUCGGCGGAGAAUAAUAGCAAGAUUGCGGCGUUCUUGCCGGCAAGGCAACUUUGGGCCUGGUGCGGCAAAGGGUACCGGCGGUCAACCGGACGCGUCAAGAAGCAGUUCUACAAAUCAAUUCAGCGCGGAAAGGAAACGAUUUCGGUCGGUGACAGUGCCGUGUUCCUCUCUACCGGUCGACCGGACCGACCCUACAUCGGUCACAUCGAAUCCAUGUGGGAAACCUCCACCAACAACAUGGUGGUCCGCGUCAAAUGGUUCUACCACCCGGAAGAAACCGAAGGAUGUCCCAAUCUGAAAUAUCCGGGCGCCCUCUUCCAGUCGCCGCACGAGGACGAAAACGACGUCCAAACGAUCUCGCACAAGUGCGAAGUGCUCGCCCUCAAGGAGUACAUCGCCAAGUUCGGUGCGGAUCCGAAGCAGUACAGUGCCAUCUACGAUAACAACGAUACGUACUACCUGGCCGGGUACUACGAUCCGACGGUGAUUACGAUCAAGAUGCAACCGGAAAUCGAAAUCCUGCCGGGCGAGGAGAAGUGGGUUAGGACUGAUUAGGUGGGCAGUUUGGAGGGUGUGCAAUUUUAUAGGUACUCAGAAUGACUUCUCCUAGUGAGAUUUGGCAAUAUAACAAGGCGUCGGCAGUGCCGAUUGUUGGAUGUGAAUUUUCGUUUUCUGUAAAUAAUCGCUUCAAAACUAUUAUUGCUGUUGUUGGAAAUACUUCAAAGACUUGGAAAUCACUAGCAUUAAGGUUCACAGUGAGC
Ochlerotatus camptorhynchus is the source of this 7972-nucleotide messenger RNA. RefSeq names its product winged eye (gene wge). Gene Ontology annotation, molecular function: chromatin binding. The coding region runs from base 1488 to 7766 and encodes 2092 amino acids. The record is from RefSeq and is a predicted model, not a curated record. The transcript is spliced from 16 exons. Lineage: Eukaryota; Metazoa; Arthropoda; Insecta; Diptera; Culicidae.